AUGAAAAAAUUAAAUUUCACCUUAAGCCUGCUGGCUCUUAUUUCAUGUUUUACGCCCAGUGAGAAUCAAAGAGCCCCCAUCAGACCAUAUCUACCAGACCAGCAGCCACCAUCACUUCUACUUCACAGGCCAAGAUGGGUUCCACCAGGCUUCCGUCCUCUUUUUGGACCAGGAUUUAUCCCACUUCCACCUUCUCCCCCUCACUUUGACCCAGUACUCAUUUCAUCCCAAAGUUUUCUAUCAAGAUUUAGAAAACUCCAACCCUUCCCACUUUAUCAAGCAAGACCUUACCCUCCAGGACUAAUUAAGGUGCCAGCACACAUACGUUCGCCUAAUCCUGAAUAUUCUAUUUACUUUCUCUUCUUCGACACCAAAUCACAAAUGAAAACACCCACCACCACUACGGCAGCCACCAUCAAUUUCAUAAAACCCACAAUGACUCUCACUUCCACAGAGCCCACCACCACAACCACCACCAGCACUUCUAUAGAACCUACACCAGCAACCAUUAGCAUUUCCAGAGACCCAAUCAUCACCAACACAAAAACCACUGCCUCAACAGUACCUUUCUCUUCAACAACAGAGUCUACCAUCCCUACAUCAACAGCCACCACCACCACCACAGCAUCUACUGAAGAUACCACUCAAAUUAUUACUAGCCUGCCCCCCACCCUAGAACUUAGUACCACUAUUCAAGUUACAACCUCCAAUCAAACUACAUCAAGCAAAACAACUUUUAAAAGUUUUUGGAAUAAGUUAAUUUCCUUUUUUGGCUGA
Messenger RNA from Tupaia belangeri chinensis (Chinese tree shrew), 777 nucleotides. It is a transcript of the gene OPRPN, whose product is annotated as opiorphin prepropeptide. Bases 1 to 777 code for a protein of 258 amino acids. Gene Ontology annotation, molecular function: endopeptidase inhibitor activity. The transcript is spliced from 2 exons. NCBI's taxonomy places the organism in Eukaryota, Metazoa, Chordata, Mammalia, Scandentia, Tupaiidae. The record is from RefSeq and is a predicted model, not a curated record. Gene Ontology annotation, biological process: regulation of sensory perception of pain.